AUGCACAACCGCGCCGCUUUCCUCGCCUGGGCGGCGACGACGGGCCUGAUGACAGCGGCACAAGCUGCCUGCCCGUUCGCUGACCCGGCUGCCUUACUGCAGACGCGCGACACCGAUGCCACGACCGACAAGUUCCUGGAGCAGUAUGUGAUCGACGACAGCAGCGGGUACAUGACAUCGGAUGUGGGCGGACCGAUCGAGGAGCAGUUCAGCCUGAAAGCCGGGGUGAGAGGGUCGACGCUGCUGGAGGACUUUAUUUUCCGGCAGAAGAUCCAGCACUUUGACCAUGAGCGGGUUCCCGAGAGAGCCGUCCACGCGAGAGGUGCCGGUGCGCAUGGCACGUUUACCAGCUAUGCCGACUGGAGCAACAUUACUGCAGCAUCAUUCUUGAACGCUGCUGGGAAGCAGACGCCAGUGUUUGUUCGGUUUUCUACCGUCGCUGGCUCCAGGGGUAGCGCCGAUACCGUAAGAGAUGUCCAUGGUUUCGCUAUUCGAUUCUACACCGAUGAGGGCAACUUUGAUAUCGUCGGCAACAAUAUCCCGGUCUUCUUCAUCCAGGAUGCUAUCCGAUUCCCUGACUUAAUCCAUGCUGUCAAGCCUAGCCCAGACAGUGAGAUCCCCCAGGCAGCUACGGCCCAUGACUCCGCGUGGGACUUCUUCAGCUCUCAGCCCAGCACUCUUCACACCUUGUUCUGGGCCAUGGCUGGCUAUGGCAUCCCACGUAGCUACAGGCAUAUGGACGGCCACGGGGUACACACCUUCCGAUUCGUCAAGGACGAUGGCUCCUCCAAGUUCGUCAAGUUCCACUUCAAGACUCUGCAGGGCAAGGCCAGCCUGGUGUGGGAAGAGGCUCAGGUGCUGUCGGGUAAGAACGCAGAUUUCCAUCGUCAAGACCUUUGGGAUGCGAUCGAGUCCGGCAACCCUCCAUCUUGGGAGCUCGCCGUGCAAAUAUUCGACGAGGACAAGGCACUUUCCUUCGGCUUCGACGUGCUCGACCCAACCAAGAUCAUUCCCGAGGAGCUCGUGCCCCUGACCAAGCUGGGGGUCUUCACUUUGAACCGCAACCCAACCAACUACUUUGCUGAGACAGAGCAAGUCAUGUUCCAGCCUGGCCAUGUGGUCCGUGGCAUUGACUUCUCGGAGGACCCUCUGCUGCAAGGCCGGUUGUUCUCGUACCUAGAUACGCAGCUCAACCGUCAUGGCGGCCCAAACUUUGAGCAGUUGCCCAUCAACAUGCCGCGUGUGCCUAUCCACAACAACAACCGUGAUGGCGCGGGCCAGGGCUUCAUCCACAAGAACAAGUAUCCUUAUACGCCCAACACCCUAAACAAGGGUUACCCCAAGCAGGCUACGCAGUCCGAAGGCCGCGGCUUCUUCACGGCCAAGAGCCGUACCAUCUCUGGCAACCUGGUUCGUGCGCUCUCUUCGACCUUCGACGACCACUGGUCGCAGCCGCGUCUCUUCUACAACUCCCUCAUCCCCGUCGAAAAGCAGCAGCUCAUCAACGCCAUCCGCUUCGAGACAAGCCUGCUCAAGUCGACUGAGGUCAAGAAGAACGUCCUGGCGCAGCUCAACAUGGUGAGCCACGAGAUCGCCGAGCGCGUGGCCAGCUUCCUGGGUCUGGAGGUGCCCACCGCCGACCCGACCUACUAUCAUAACAAUGUCACGAUGGGUAUCUCCAUCUUCAACAACACCCUGCCGACCAUCAAGACACUGCGGGUUGGUAUCUUGACGAGCAUUAAGACGCAGGAUGCGCUGAAGCAGGCUAAGGACCUGAAGAAGCGGCUUGAAAAGGACGGAUUGGUUGUCAGCAUCAUUGCCGAGAGUUUUGCUGAUGGCGUAGACGUUACGUAUUCUGCGGCUGAUGCGACCGUUUUUGAUGGAGUCAUUGUUGUGGAGGGUGACGGGCUGUUCGACUCGGCAACGGUCUCGUCGCCGCUGUUCCCAGCCGGCAGACCAGGACAGGUGCUGCUGGAUGCGUAUCGGUGGGGCAAACCCGUGGGUGGAUUGGGCAACAAAGUUGAGAAGGCGUUCAAGAGCGUGGGGGUGCCGACGUCCAGGAAGGGAGUGUACGUUGAAAAGAACUCUGAGGGAGUGGAUUCGCUGGUGAGCAAGUUCAAGGAGGGGCUAGCCACGUUCCGGUUUGUGGAUCGCUUCCCGCUGGAUCAGUGA
Molecule: messenger RNA, 2172 nt
Organism: Thermochaetoides thermophila DSM 1495
Lineage: Eukaryota; Fungi; Ascomycota; Sordariomycetes; Sordariales; Chaetomiaceae
Exons: 6
Coding region: 1-2172 (723 amino acids)
Biological process (GO): hydrogen peroxide catabolic process; response to oxidative stress
Cellular component (GO): cytosol
Molecular function (GO): catalase activity; heme binding
Source: RefSeq, a predicted model, not a curated record